CUACACCGCCUUACUUUCCUCCUCUAUUUCCUCCACGCUAUCCCGAUCAACAUCCUCGGCUACUUUGCCAUUUCCUUCCCUUACCGCCACAUACCUUAUUAAUACCGCUAUUUUUAGACACUAAUGAAGCUACUUCCCCUAAAUGGCAGCCUCGUCCAAGCCUAUGUUGGCCCUAGCAGUGGCUGGGUACCUCGUUUAUGCAGUGUGUAGCAGCGCGCAGCCAUUGGAGCAGCCCUGGUGAGCUUGCACGGCCUGAGGACCCUCCCAGCACAGUUAAGCCAGCUGGCCACGGAGCAAUCCGCGGCGUCAACAUUGGCGGCGUAUUCCUGAUUGAGGCAUUCAUCAAGCCCAGUCUCUUCGAUCAGUUCUCGCACAUGAGCGACGCAGAAAUGCCGGAGCUUGGCAAGGAAGAAGCCAAGCGGCAGCUCGAGGAGCACUGGGACACAUUUGUCACCCGGGAUCAUCUCGAGAAGUUGGUUGAGGUUGGAAUCAACUGGAUCCGGAUUCCGGUCGGAUACUGGGCAUUCAACCUUACCCGCGAGGAGCCGUACGUGGACGGCCAGCUGCCGUACAUUGAGCGCAUGCUGGGGUGGUCGCGCGAUCUCGGCCUCAAGGUGCAGCUUGAUUUGCAUGGCGUGCCGGGCUCGCAGAAUGGAUUCGAUAACUCGGGUCGCCGCGGCAACACCACAUGGCUCGACCAGCGUGUCAACAUCGACCGUGCCAUGGAUGUGCUGACCAAGCUGGCCGACAUGGCAAACAAGUGGCCGGAUGUUGUGUAUGCGAUUGAGGCGAUCAACGAGCCGUCCAAAUACAGCACGCCGCUGGAAAAGGUCCGCUCAUUCUACGAGGAGGCGUAUACGACAGUGCGCAAUAUCGCGCCUGACCUGAUGUUCAUGACCCAUGAUACAUUCGCUGAUACAUACGAGUGGAAUGUGCUGGUCAACACGACCUGGGAGAACCACGUCAUGGACUCGCACCUCUACCAGAUGUUCAACGAGUGGGUGGUGACGUUCAACGAAUCCACCCACAUCAAUUUGGUGUACGAUACCGCAAAAAACAUCACCAUCUUCGACAACACCACUAGGCGCGUCGUUGUCGGCGAGUUCUCGCCGAACUGCCCAACCACAAACUGCACGUGCACCGGCAACUACGGAUCAGACUACACGCAGUUCACGGACGAGUACAAGGCGUUCCUGAAGAAUUACAUGGACGCACAGCUUGAUGUAUAUGAUGGCCAGCUGUUGGGCUGGUUCUACUGGAACUUCCGCACCGAAGGUGCCCCCGAGUGGGACUAUCUUCUCGGAGUCGAGCAGGGGUGGAUCCCAAAGUUCCCGCGCACGGCCUUCCCCAAGGGCUCCGACAACUCUGCCGGCAGCAGCAGCUCUGCCGAGCACGGGUUUGUGCUGCAAUCGAUCGGAAUACUUGCCUUGGCAAUACUAGUCCUCUUUUAGAUCUCCUUAAUCAUUCACCCACUGAAACGCUUCAGAGAAUCUUCGGGCCUCGGCUCGAGGCCUGGCGAUGGAAUGCCUGCGUGUACUUUUCGGCCAGCCUGUGCCACUGCGAUCUUGGCCAGGCGAGUAUUGUGGAGUAGGGUAAGCCGGAACUCUUGGUGGGUGGUUUUUGCACUUUUGCUGCAUACAUUUUUCGGGUGAC
Molecule: messenger RNA, 1653 nt
Organism: Linderina pennispora
Lineage: Eukaryota; Fungi; Kickxellomycota; Kickxellomycetes; Kickxellales; Kickxellaceae
Product: glycoside hydrolase
Exons: 7
Coding region: 198-1451 (417 amino acids)
Biological process (GO): glucan catabolic process
Cellular component (GO): cell surface; extracellular region
Molecular function (GO): beta-glucosidase activity
Source: RefSeq, a predicted model, not a curated record